CUUAAACGUGUGGUGAUUACGGAAGGAGUUUUUAAACCUUUCUGCUUCGAAUAUUGAAAACAGAGUUUUGUGAAAGGGAAAGAAAGUAGAUUAUAGUCAAUAUGAAGUUAUAUUGUUUUUUUCGUCUGUUCACGUCGCUAAUCUUACUUACCAUGGUAGUUGAUAUGGUAUCAGCCAAGAUAACAUUAGAGGACGGUGGGUACAAAGGUGUCGUUGUGGCUAUACAUGAAUCAGUUCCAGAAGAUGAGAAGAUACUAAAUAAUCUGGAGGAGCUCUUCACGAACGCCUCUCAGUUUCUUUACGAUGCCAGCAGAGGGCAUGUGUUUUUUAAAGAAGUGACCAUUGUCGUACCAACAAAGUGGUCGAGUAAGCCUGAAUACGAGAGAAUCGUAAACAACCCUUUUAGCACGGCGGCUGUUAGAGUGGACAAACCUAACCCUGAGUAUGGUAACGACCCCUAUACACUUCAGCCAGGAGGAUGUGGGGAACCCGGAGAAUACAUUCAUUUAACACCAGAAUUUCUGAAGGAAUUACACGGCAACACCACUGAGGUGUAUGGAAGUCCAGAUCGACAGUUUGUACACGAAUGGUCACAUCUCAGAUACGGUGUAUUUGAUGAAUAUGGAAUUGUUGGAGAUCCCAAGUACCCAAUGUUUUAUAAGGAGGAUGGGAAGGUACUACCUACGACGUGUAUGCGCAACAUAACAGGAUGGAUUCAGCCCGUCGAUGGAGGAACUUGUACCCUUUUUGAAGAUGAAUAUCUUGAGGGUGACUGUAAAUUCAUCCCUGACAUUGAGAACCAAGUAGUGAGAGCAUCUCUGAUGUAUAUGCCAUUUAUCAAGUCGAUUGACGGAUACUGUGAUGAUACCCAGGAAAGACUUCAUAAUGAUAAAGCCCCAACGAAACAAAAUGUUUUAUGCGAGUACAAGUCGACGUGGGAAGUUAUAUCUAAACAUCCUGAUUUUUCAACUCCCAGAUCUUCCCAAAUUAAAGAAACAAAGCCAACGUUUCGUAUUCUGCAGAGAGCAGGAGAAAUAGCAGGUCGUUUUGUACUUGUUUUAGAUGUUUCGUUUAGUAUGAAGGGUAGGCCAAUAGAGAUUCUUCACGAAGCUUCUUCGAGAUUAGUUUACGAUUUCAUUCCAAACGGGAGUUAUCUUGGAAUUGUGUCAUUUGGAGGAGAGAGUGAGAUAUCAUACUCUUUAACUCUGGUGACACCUGAAUCAAGACCGUUACUAGGGAGAGCCCUGCCAAGCAGCGGAGAUCUGAUUUCAGCAACGAGCAUAGGGAAGGGACUGAAAGAGGGUAUUCGGGUUUUGAAAAACAGUAGGCAGUCUGUUGAAGGCAGUCUCAUAAUCCUCAUCACAGACGGUGAGGAGAAUACACGACCUUGGAUACAAGAAGUUUUACCCAUCCUGUUGAGAGAAAAGGUUGUAGUUAACGCAAUAGCCUUGGGGAACAAUGCUACGAAGAAGCUUGAGAAUCUAGCGACCUCUACCGGUGGAAAAAAUUACAACUUUUUUGACAUCAAUGGACAAACGCCAUCUAAUUCCUUAGACUCGGCUUUAAUCGACUCUGUCACUUCACAAACUGCAAACGAGCUGCAAGGAGUUCAGAUCACGAACCGAAAUAUAAGAUUGACUCAAAGCAUUAUUGAAGAGAAAGUCAUAAUUGACAAUGAAUUAGGCAAGAAUACUAUUUUCACUGUGAAAAGUAACCUCAUCGAGGUGAUUGACGUCAUGCUGAAGAGCCCUAGUGGAAUGAUUUUCGACAGCACGAGCCCAGAAUAUAACAGAGACAACACUAUUCGGAAAAGGGUCCAAGUGGUGAUCGAAGCAGCAGAGAGUGGAAAUUGGACUGUUUCUAUAUCCAAAUCCACUUUUUCCGAAGUACCCGUUGCCAUCUCUGUAAUCUCUGAACCCAAGGAUGUAAAAGUUCAACCAAUUCGAACACGAGCUUGGAUAAGUAACAUUAAAUUAACUUACCCACAGUCACCAAAAAUAUUUGCAGAAGUGAAGAAAGACUACAAUGUUAUAACUGGUGUUACAGUAUUUGGUACUGUUGAGAGUCCAUCUGGUUCACUUAAACGAAUACAGUUACUGGACGAUGGAGCAGGUGCCGAUAUCAACCACGACGACGGGAUUUAUUCCUCAUAUUUCAACGACUUCGACGGUAAUGGUCGUUAUGCUGUGGUAGCAGAAAUGCAUAACGAGGGAAAUGCUAAAGUCAAAAAGGGGUCGCCGUCAUCACCUGCCAUUGUUAUUCCCAAAUUUAAAAACCCUAAAGACCGUUUCACAAAACCACCAGCAAAUAACUUUACAGCUGAUGAUUUUAUAAUUUCCGAUAAAAAACCGGAUAUACAAGUGCCCGAAGAAGAUGAAUUAGCCUUACCAUUUCAACGAAUUACAGACGCUGGAUCAUUCCGAGUUGAAAAUUUUAAUCCAAUAUCUGGCGAUAUAAUUUCGCCCAAUAGGAUCGUGGAUUUAAAAAUCAUUUCUGCAGGAAAGGUAGAUGACAUAAAUGUAGUUUCUUUAAUGUGGACUUCUCCAGGAGAUGACCUUGAUCAAGGAAAUGCUACAGCUUUAGAAGUACGAGCAGAUAUCAACUUUAAUAACCUUCUAAAAAAUUUUGAUCAGUCUUAUCUCUUCAGCAACGACGAAGUAGUUAACGGUAGCCUGAAACCAGUACCAUCUCGCCAGAAACAACUACUCACUGUACAAAUUCCAGACAACGCUUGGAUGGCUGUGCAUGCAAAUAACACCUCCCUGAAAGACCUGUACUUUGCCAUUAGAGCUGUGGACGACAACUACAACAAAGCAGAAAUAUCAAACAUCGGCUCUGCUCAUUUCUGGAAACUGGCUAUGCCACCUAAAGCGAAAAAACGCAUAAGAUGGUGGCCUAUUGCUAUCGUUGUUGGUGGUUUGAUAGUUCUGAUUUCUAUUAUUGCCAUUUCUGUUUAUUUAUUUCGAAAAAAAAGUGCCAAUCCCAAAACCAGCUGUGAAUAUAGAGCUGUUUAAUAUUGAUUAAGAAAUUAUAACUUUGCAUUAUUUUGAAGACACGAAGACGUGUGAUGUGGGCUUAGUGAAAUACAAACGACUUGGUCAUUUGACCGUUAGCAAGUGUUUAGUGAUGAUGAUGGGUACAUACCGAAGACACGAGUGCACGCGACUCAACGUAAAUGCGUCUUAAAACGUUUUACAAAAUGAUCUCAAGUGAACUAGCAAAAAUAUAUAAAUUUUGCUAAUAGUGUUUGCAUACAGUUUGCUUCAUUUCGUUAAUUGAGUACUUUCAUGCUGCCUUCUGCUCAUUUCCAGGUCAUUGUUCUCAGUGUAAAGUUGUUGUUUUUGUGUAACCCAGAGAGUGCAUGUACUUUAAUGUCCGGUUUAAAGAAUAUAAGGCAUUAAAAUAACAUUACAAUAAUAACUUUAAAGUGUUAAUAAUCACAGUGCAGAUCGCUAAUUACGAUAUCCUGUGUCUAAGCUGUAUUAACAGCCCCUCACUCACCAAAAAACUGUAGACAUUUUUAAACUAUUUCAAUUGUCACAAAGUACAAGUUAAAAGAUAUUUGUAAACUUGACUUAAAUCUUUCAGUAAACGUUUACUACUGUUUAACUAAAACACAUAACUAGUGAAUACACUUUGUGACCUAACAUCUAACCUAUAAUGAAAUUAUAAUAUUACAUUCAGUAAUUAUUAAAUAUUCAUGAUGUCAGAGUUAACGACGAAGCAAGAACUUGGAUUUAGUUUUCUCUCUGAAAAUUGGCUUUAAUGCUCUGCGGGUUACUCGACUCGCAAUCUGAGGGUCGCGAGUUCGAAUCCCAUUACCACUGAACAUGCUCACUCUUUUAGCCAUGAGAGCGUUACAAUGUGACGGUCAAUCUCACCAUUUGUUGGCAAAGAGUAGCCCAAGAGUUGGCGGUGGGUUGUGUGGUGUUUAAUAGCUAUUUUCUCUCUACUUUACUAGGGACGACUAGCGCAGAUGCCCCCCCCCCCAGUGGCACAGCGGUAUGUCUGCGGUCUCACAUCGCUAGAAACCGGGUUUCGAUACCCGUGGUGGGCAGAGCACUGAUAGCCCAUUGUGUA
Molecule: messenger RNA, 4080 nt
Organism: Limulus polyphemus (Atlantic horseshoe crab)
Lineage: Eukaryota; Metazoa; Arthropoda; Merostomata; Xiphosura; Limulidae
Product: epithelial chloride channel protein-like
Exons: 15
Coding region: 102-3014 (970 amino acids)
Source: RefSeq, a predicted model, not a curated record